Molecule: messenger RNA, 6670 nt
Organism: Spathaspora passalidarum NRRL Y-27907
Lineage: Eukaryota; Fungi; Ascomycota; Pichiomycetes; Serinales; Debaryomycetaceae
Exons: 3
Coding region: 1673-5131 (1152 amino acids)
Biological process (GO): early endosome to late endosome transport
Cellular component (GO): late endosome; early endosome; tubular endosome
Molecular function (GO): SNARE binding; guanyl-nucleotide exchange factor activity
Source: RefSeq, a predicted model, not a curated record
CGCAGAUUGAAAUAUGGAAGGGCAAGUUGGAACAAGGUGACGUAUUGGUUUCGAAUCAUCCAAAAGCUGGGGGAAGUCAUUUACCAGAUAUAACCGUAAUUACUCCUGUGUUGGAUAAGAAUAACAAUCCUAUUUUUUGGACCGCUUCUCGUGGCCAUCAUGCUGAUAUUGGAUCUAUUUCUGCUGGAUCGAUGCCACCAAAUUCGAAAACUAUUUAUGAUGAGGGUGCUUCCAUAGUUUCUCACAAGUUGUGCUCCAAGGGUGUUUUCGACGAGGCUGGCAUAACGAGAAUAUUGUAUGAUGAACCAAGUAAGUAUCCCGGUGGAUCAGGAACAAGAACUCUCAGUGAUAACAUCUCAGAUUUGAAAGCUCAGGUAUCAGCAAAUUACAAAGGUAUUACAUUGUUGGAGAGAUUAGUUGAUGAAUUUAGUUAUGACGUGAUUAAUCUUUACAUGGGAGGUAUUCAAUCUACUGCAGAAGUUGCCGUGAGAAACUUGCUUCGUAUCGCAUACAAGAAAUUUGGUGGUAAUCAUUUGAAAGGUGUUGAUUACUUGGAUGACGGGACUGCCAUUGCGUUGGAAGUUACUAUUGAUUAUGAAUCCGGUGAUGCUAUUUUUGAUUUCACGGAAUCGGGUGAUGAAAUCUAUGGUAAUUUGAAUGCACCAACAGCAAUCUUGUACUCGGCUGUAUUAUAUGUGUUGCGUUGUUUGAUAAGUACUGAUAUUCCAUUGAAUAAUGGUUGCUUAAAACCAAUCAAGUUCAAAACUAGACAAGGAUCCGUGGUGAAUCCAUCGUUUGAAGCUGCUGUUGUGGGAGGUAAUGUUGAAACCAGUCAACGUAUAGUUGAUGUUAUUCUCAAGACAUUUGAAGCUGCAGCAGCAUCACAGGGUACCUGUAACAACUUUACCUUUGGUAUAAGCGACAAGCAGGUAUCAUUUGGAUAUUAUGAAACCAUAUGUGGUGGUUCAGGCGCUGGACCGGGAUGGAACGGUCAAUCGGUAGUGCAAUGUCACACCACAAAUACCAGAAUCACCGAUACUGAGUUAUUUGAAAAGAGGUAUCCUGUGUUAGUACACGAAUACUCAGUGAGAACUGGUUCUGGUGGUGAUGGAUUGUAUAAGGGAGGCAAUGGUGUCAUCAGAGAUAUCGAAUUCUUGUAUCCUAAUUUAGAAGUUUCUUGUCUCAUGGAAAGAAGAUCAUUGCCACCAUUUGGAAUAUGUGGAGGUAAGGAUGGUUUACGAGGUGAGAACCACUGGUUUAUCAAAGGUGAAGAUGGUCAAUAUAGAAAGAAGUAUCUUGGUGGGAAAUGUACCGUUAGAAUUGGUAAGGGGGAUAGAAUUGUUAUCAAGACUCCUGGAGGGGGUGGGUUUGGUGAACAAACUGGUGAAGAUGCAGCUAGCUAUCCCAUACAGAGUACCAAACCAAGUGUAUUGACGGGGUCAGUGGGGAUGAGAACUCAUAUUCAAGAAACCAACUAGAUAAUUAGAAUACACUGAGCAGUUUGUCUGUAUAAUUUGUCUAUGUAAUUUGUCUAUGUAGUUUGUCUGUGUAUCCGUGGUAGCAAGAGCACGUUUAGCUGCCAAGUGUUUGCACAACACUGGCAAUAGCGCAGUACCUCCAAGAAGUAACAAUACACCCACUAGAGCAUCCAAGAGAUCACAGCUAUUGGGAAAUGGUCCAUCCAUUUGCUCGUAGCAUAAUCCAAGAACUCAACCUUAGUCAUAUCGAGUAUACUUUGUUAGUGCCCUCAGCGUAUGUCUUGAAUGAAUACUAUGACACUGAUAACAACCCACUUAAAGAGUUGUGUUACUCCAAUGAAGAGUUUUUAAAGUCCCACAUCAUAAAAUCCUCUGUACCUUUGAGUUCCACCAUAACGCCAAUAUCCAAAGAAACUUCUGUUAUUUACAACACCAUCAAUGGUAAACAAGUGUUGAUCAAAAACAGAAUGAUCUACACAGGUAAAGGGUUCAGACGAAGUUUAAAGUUGAGAAUUACUGGAAUCCUGUAUUUCAAUUCAUUUUGUGAUUAUUUACCUAAAGGAGCCAAGUUCAUGUUGAUUUACAUCGAGAGUAGUCUAAUUGGAGGUGUACCUAGGAGUAAGCCAAUACCGAGACAGUUAACACCAGUCCCUACACCUCCAACUAGCGGAAGUUCAUCUAGUUCACAAGGAACCAUACGAAGAUCCAAAUCACCAAAUAUUGAUUCAAUCACGUUUGAAACUUUGUUACGCAACUUCCCAUUACUUUCCAAGGCAGUAUCCAACAAAUUCUACCGGUUAUUUCAUCAUAAUAAUAAACAGUAUCGUAUUCUUCGAACAAACGAAAGAAAGAAAUUGAGUGAAAUCAAGUCUGAGUUUCAUAAAAUCACGGAAGAGGCAUAUACUAUAAUUCUGGAUAGUAUCCACAUUGAUAAUCCCGACAGCGAAACCACAUAUAAUUUGAUUAACCAUAUUAUAAGCAUAUUUCCAGGCAUUGAUUUGAACAGAUUAGUUUACGAAUAUGUCGAAUUGAACUUGUAUGAUGUAUUAUGGGGCCAGCUCAUAUUCCAAUUCAAUCAACAAAAUGAUGACUAUGACAAAGAUGCAGUUAAGGUAUUGACACCAGAGAGGUUUGAAAAGCUUUCCUGUCUUUCCCUUAACCAAUUGGAUUUACCUAUUGACAAACCAUGGGAAAUGAAUGACCUUUAUAAGAGAAUUUCAUUAGCAAUUGAACAGUUCAAGAAAUUAUCAGAUUCGGUGACUCUGACAAAUAAGAUCAAAAUCAUAUUUGAAACAGUCAAGAUCUUGACCGAGGGAAGUAUACUUAUCAAUGCAGACACAUUGAUCGGAUUAUUAAUUAUGGUUAUUAUUCAUUCGAAGGUGGAUAACCUAGAAGCACACUUAUACUACAUCAAGAAUUUCAAUCCUAGUGAUCGUGAUGGGCAUUUUAACUAUAUCAUGAGUAAUUUAGAUGCAGUAUUGUAUCAUUUACAAUCGGAUGAAUCAAGUGGAUUGUUUGAGCAUUCGAGUAAGAAUUAUGAAUUAUGGCAUGCAAUUUACACAAAAGACGUAGAACAGGUGGGCAAGAUAGUCGAUUCUAUCGAGUAUUCGGAUGAAUUACCCGAACAACAUUUUCUCAAAAGUAAGAAUAUAAAUGGUGAAAGUUGUCUCACAUUUGCGAUAAGAUCAAACAGUAUAGAGAUUUUCGAUAUCUUAAUCAACACCAAUCCUGCUUGGCUUACUAUUGAUUCAUUAUUGUUUGAUAUUAAUGUGCUUACAAAUCAAAAUUUAUUAAUGUAUGCAUUAAUAGAAGAGUGUGACCCAGAAAUCAUGGAUAUAAUGGUUUCAAUCAUAUUGGAAAAUUGUACCCUUGAAGAACAAUUGAGUUAUUUCAAUUAUCAGGAUAACCUAGGGAGAUCAGUUGGCCAUUACUUGUUUCAUAACUACAAAUUGAUCGAUACCAUUGGCCAUUUAAUAGAUUGGGAACUCAAAGAUAACAGUUAUAGAUCCCCCUUGUUUAACCUUUGUCGAUGUUAUGAUCACGCGGAGUAUGUCAAUCUUGUGACUACUGCAUUCAACUGUGUUUACGAAAAGUAUGGAAGAAAUAAGCUAAACUUUGACAACCACGUGGAUAAGUCUGGCAAUACUUUAUUGCAUGUUAUCCUCAAAGGAAUAGCAGAAACCAAACUAUUAUCCAGCGAUUUUGAAUUGUUAGAUAUUAACCAGAUAAACCUUAAGAAUUUGACUCCAUUAAUGGUUUACGUGAAAUAUAACAGGCUUGAAAACUUACAGCAGUUGCUUUCAGACGAGAGACUCAGAUUUCUAUAUGAGGAUAGUAAGAACCAUUAUAAUGUUUUUGAUUAUUUAAGUUUUCUGGCUAUAAAGUCGAGUACAAGUGAAUCAUUCAAGAAGAUCGAAGCGUGCAUUUUUCAAUAUUAUUUACAGACUUGCUUUCCUAAUGAUAAUAAAUAUAACCUUCUUGGCAUGAAUGGGAAAUAUGACUCAAACAAUAAGGAUUGGUUAGUGUUCCUAAAGAACAAUGAUGGGUACAGUAAUUACAAAUCAAUCACAAGUAUACGGAAACUAUUAUUUCUUACCAAGUUAAAAUCUCCCUUAAGCACAUUUCCUGAUCAAGAUCUAUUUUGGAGUAAUUUCAAUUUGAAUGUACCUACAACCACCAUGUUUAACAAGUUCCGGAUCAAUCGAUUGAUCGAUAAUUUGAAUGUGUUGUUUACAAGUUUGGUAUAUCAAGAUAACAUUGAUCGAAAGUAUUUCUAUAAGCUGUUCCUCACAGUUGAAUCCAAACAAGAUCUGAUUUUAGAACAGAAGCAGAAAAUAAUCGAUUCAAUUGAACGGAAAAAGAAUAGUAUUUCUGAAGUCAAAUUUUCAAGAAAUAAGAUCGAAGAAAUUGAAUACUUUUUACAGUUUUCAACGAAUGAUUUAGUAAACUACAGGAGAAUAAUGGAUAAAUUAAUCAAACUAAUUUCUAUUGGAGACGUGAAAAUUGCCGAUGUUACCAAAGUAACUGAUAAUGCUUUAAAUUUGUUUGUUAGUGAUACGAUUAACUGCGAGGAGCACAGUAGUUGGACUAACUUGUUUGAUCGUAUACUCUGGAUUUAUACAGUUUGCCAGGAAUUAAUGAAGAAUAUCGACAGGAUAUUAUUAGAAAUUAAAGCCUGGAAAGACCUAUACCAUGCUAUUUGUGUGAUUAACCUGGAACUAAGAAAGUUGGAACAAAGUCACACUGUUGCUGUGAAUAAUGAAAGUACCGAGACAAAUGGAACAACCAGUAGAAGAAAUAGUGCAAGUACAUUGGAACUUACUGACACUAUCCCAGAGAACAUUCAACAAGAGGAAGAGUCAUUCUUUACAGUUACAUUUGGUGAAACUAAAAAAGCCCGUUAUAGAAAGCUCCUACUUUCGAAAUCAGAUAAAGUUAAACAAAUCAUGAAAGUUAAUAUUGAAAUCAAGUAUAGUUAUGAAAUUAUUGCAUUUGAAAUUUCAAAUUUUAUGAAAUUUAAAACUGAAUUCCUAAGAUUUUCCAUCGGGCAAUUUGUUAUAGGUGAAGCUAUCAGGUUGAAGCACUUCAAUGUGGAAUUAGCUAAAGUAUUAACUAGAUUAAAUAAUUUAAUUUUAGAAGGUUCCAGAAGAUGACACGUGACUUCAAAAAAAACUGUCAACGUUGUCUCCAGUGCCCCCAACAAAAAUUUUAGAGGGUUGAUUUCUCCAGUUUCUUCAAAUCAAGUAAUCUGACAAGUAUACCACAUCAUGAGCACUAUUAGUAAUAAAGACAUCGCAUUGUCUAUAAUCGACUUUUUAAAGCAAUCUAUCACCAACAAGGAAAUUUCAGAAGAUUAUGUUGAAUCAAUGGAUGUUGCUAUUGACUGUAUUGCUGAUGCAUAUGAAGUUAACAAGGAUGAUUCCAGCAAUAUCUCCGCAAAGUUCAACGGUAAGUCUUUAUCUGAGUUGAUUCAAGCCGGUUCCGCUUCCACUGGUGCUACUGAAGCUUCUACCAAGGAAGAACCAAAGGUUGUUAACGAAGAAACCAAAGCUAAGGCAAAUGAAUUGAAGGUUGAAGGUAACAAAGCCAUGGCUGCUCGUGAUUUCCAAACCGCCAUUGACAAAUACACCAAAGCCAUUGAAUUAGAUCCAAAGAACGAAAUUUUCCUUUCCAACAGAGCCGCAGCUUAUUCCUCCAAUUUACAACACGCCAAGGCUGUAGCUGAUGCUGAAAAGGCCAUUGAAAUCAACCCAAAGUUCUCCAAGGCUUAUUCUAGAUUAGGUUUAGCUAGAUAUGCUCUUGGUGAUGCCAAGGGAUCCAUGGAAGCUUAUGAAAAGGGAUUAGCUAUUGAAGGCGAUGACAAAUCUGCUGCUAUGACCAAGGGUUACGAAACUGCCAAGAAGAGAUACCAAGAAGAACAAAGCUCAGUUGAAUCAACCAGAGAAACUUCCACUGAUGCUGGUUCUAGUGCUGGUGCCGGUGCUGGUGCCGGUGGAUUGCCAGAUUUCGGAUCCAUGUUUGGUGGAGCCGGUGCUGGUGGUAUGCCAUCAUUAGGUGAUAUGAUGAACAAUCCACAAAUUAUGCAAGCAGCUCAAGAAAUGAUGUCCAAUCCUGAUGCUAUGAGAAAUUUGUUUAAUAACCCUGCUGUUAGAUCAAUGGCUGAAUCAAUGGGUUUAGGUGGUGAAAAUGGUCCUGAUUUAUCUAAUAUCAUGAACAAUCCAAUGCUUAAUCAAUUCAUGGGUGGUAAUAGAAAUAAUGACGAAUCAGGUAAUUAAUAGUUAGAUUUUAAUAUAUUGUAAUUAGGUUCUAGAUAAUUGUUAGCUAAAGAAAUUGGAUACCAACCAUGUUAAUUCUACAGAAUGUUUAUUCGAUACGUCUUUGGUGUUUGCUUGUAGUUGUUUGGUUGCGAAAAAUUGGUCUCGGGGUUUUUUUUGUUUAUUCACAAAUGCUUACUAUUAAUUUAAGGAAUGUCAAAAAGAAUUGGAUACAGAAGAAUCUUCAUCUUUUUGAAAUAAUCUUUCAUAUAAUAGUUGGUUUGAAAUAUUUUGUUAUGUCCUACUCACAGCUACAAACUUGAUUGGCUAUAAUGGGGGUCUUAUAUCUCUAGACUAAAUACUACUUGCAAUGAACUUCCGGUUAAGGCAUGUAGAAUAUGUAACUCUUUACUUUCAAGCCGCUUUCUAUUAGUUACU